UCCUGCUGCCCGGUCUGAGAGUUGAGGGACAUAGGUCCGCGACUCUGGUGUCUUGGAAGCAGAAAAGUGAGGGGAGGCACUGUGUUUCUCACAAGGGAGAAUAUAUUUUCCCACGUUUUAUCCAAUCUAGACUCCUCUUCCCUCUUCAUCAGGGACGGGGAAAGGAUGUCCUGCGACCACACAACGGCCCCACCUCUUCCUGAGGACGGGCGCGUGAUGCCGGAAGUGGGCGUGGUAAUAUGGAGGCGUUUCCGGCAGGCCCCGGCGGCUGAAAGCCGGGGCGGGAGUGCGGUCCGGGGACGGGUUCCUGUCCCGGUCCCGCCAAGGCGGCGCCUGCAGCAGGAGAAGGGAGGUGUUGGGCUCGCUGGCCCGUUGCCGCUGUACAUUACAACCUUAUCUCAACUCAAAAUGAACUAUAUGCCUGGCACCGCCAGCCUCAUCGAGGACAUCGAUAAAAAGCACUUGGUCCUGCUUCGAGAUGGAAGGACACUUAUAGGCUUUUUAAGAAGCAUUGAUCAAUUUGCUAACUUAGUGCUACAUCAGACUGUGGAGCGUAUUCAUGUGGGCAAAAAAUACGGUGAUAUUCCUCGAGGGAUUUUUGUGGUCAGAGGAGAAAAUGUGGUCCUUCUAGGAGAAAUAGACUUGGAAAAGGAGAGUGACACACCCCUCCAGCAGGUGUCUAUUGAAGAAAUCCUAGAAGAACAAAGGGUGGAACAGCAGACCAAGCUAGAAGCAGAGAAGCUGAAAGUGCAGGCCCUCAAGGACCGAGGCCUCUCCAUCCCUCGGGCAGAUACUCUGGAUGAGUAUUAAGUCUUUUGCUCGAGGAUAGUUGCUCUCGGGGAGCAGGAGCUGUCACUGAAACAGAAGUGACAUCCUGGUCACCUUUGACCAGAGACUGUAGAAUUUUGAAAAGUCAUUUUUAUUUUGAAUUCUUUUACUUACGCAAAGUGAAGAAAUCAUGUGGCUUUUUUUUUUUUUUUUUUUUUUUAAAUAACAAAAUCAUUGUUUAAAGCAACAGUGGCAUGGACUCCUUUCUCACAUCACUGUGGAGCCAGCAGUUUCUUCUUUAUAUUGCUUUCAUUAUUCCAAAUUUGACUUGAUAAGAGACGUUUUUCACUUACUUGUAAAUAAAAUAUGAAUCUCAAAACCGUCAGUUUUAUCCCCCAAGUUUGAGUUGCCUCCAGUGAAUAGAUUAAGAUUCUGCUCUCAAAGGUAUGAGCAGUCCACACUGGGAUUGUCCCCUUCUGUCACAAUUUCAAGCUGCUAGUUACACAGAAAUAUUUGCAUACUAAGUAUCUUGGAGGUCUUCUUCCCCUCUGUCUUUUUCACGUUUGUAUCUCAUAAGAAAUAGAAAUUUUCAGGCUUAAGGAAAGAGAUUUCAGGUAAGUGUUCCAGUAACUGAUUGUAAUAGGAGCCUAAUGUUUGAGAAGACUCAAAACUCAGGGGACUUGGGUUCGAUUCCUGGCCUGUGCAUUCCAUGUGUAGCCACCAUCUAGCUGUUGGUGGAGGCUUACGUGCUGCUACGAUGUUGAGCAGGCUUCAGCGGAGCUUCCAGACCAAAGGACUAGUUAAAGGCCUGGCAAUCUGCUUGAGAAAAUCAGCAGGGAAAACUCAGUGGAUCACAACGAUCCAUUCCAGUUGUGCAAGGGGCCACCGUGAGUCGGGGGCCAACUUGAUGGCAGCAGCAGUACCUGAGAAACACUGCUGCUCUUGCUGCUCCUGCGUCACCAGCAGCUGUUCCAGAGUAAGUUCCCGUAAGGUGGAACAUUUUCCUAAAGUGACUUUUUCUCAAUCUUCUGUUAAUUCAGUUUGAUUUUCUAGCCCUUUGGAUUGAGUCUUGAGCCUCUUGUGCUAUGAUCAUCAAAAAAGAGCAUCGAAAAUGGUGGUUUAGUGACUGAUAGAGCAGGCUAUUUUGUGUCUUGGCCAACAGCCCAGAGGGAUGCUGCUUUUUUAGUGUGAUUGUUGAACAGCAACAAUUGCACAGCGAGUGUAACAGACCAAGUGUGGUUUAGUGGACGGUGGACUGACCGAGGAAUUAAGAGACACAGGUUAGAAUCUGGCUCUGCUCUCUGUAGAAUGUGGGCUUAAGCAACUCAGUCCUUCUCUCUGACUCUUAGUUUUUCCCAGCUAUAGAAUUACUCCAGACAUUUUUAAAAGUCUGUUGGUCAAAGACUUCGUUUUCGUAAGAUACUUAUAUCUAGUUCCUAUGUGUGAAUUAAGGUCCCUAGGUGAUGCAAAUUGUUUGCAUUCAACUGCUAAACUAAAGGUUGGUGGUCCAAACCCACCCAGGAGCACCGCAGAAGGAAGUCCCGCUGAUCCAUUUCUGUAAAGAACACAGCUGAGAAGACCUACGGAGCAGUUCUGCCCCAACACACGGGUCACCGUGAGUCAGACUCAGUGGCAACGGGUUUGGUUUUUUUGUUUGCUGUGUGAAUUAUUUUUAUAGUAUUUAAUAUACUUAACAUUUUACAAGCUCAAAUGUUUUUAAAAUUGCCCAAAAUGCCUGUAAACCAUAUGACUUCUGAACUGUUCACUGUUGUUUUGGUUUUAAUAUAGGUAAUUUAUAAAGAAA
This is a messenger RNA of Loxodonta africana (African savanna elephant), 2572 nucleotides long. RefSeq names its product LSM1 homolog, mRNA degradation associated (gene LSM1). Bases 166 to 810 code for a protein of 214 amino acids. Gene Ontology annotation, cellular component: P-body; Lsm1-7-Pat1 complex. The record is from RefSeq and is a predicted model, not a curated record. The transcript is spliced from 4 exons. Gene Ontology annotation, molecular function: RNA cap binding. Lineage: Eukaryota; Metazoa; Chordata; Mammalia; Proboscidea; Elephantidae. Gene Ontology annotation, biological process: deadenylation-dependent decapping of nuclear-transcribed mRNA.